GAAGAAGCAAUCAAACUUAAGCAGUCUCACGAGUCACGACCUAGUUCAAGGACUUAGUCAGUAACUAUCAUCAUCUCCAAAGCUCUCUGUGCAUGUCCAACGUUAACGGGCUCCCUCUGCUCAGUGGUCCUCCACCAGCGCCUUCCACAGGUCGUGCGCAGAACGCCUGUAGGAAAUGUAACAAGGAAUUCAUCUUCAUAAUUACACGCUCAACCCGCUGUAAUCAUUGUGGCUACUUAUAUUGUUCGAGCUGCGCAGACUACCAAGCGCUCAUGCCCCGCCAUGGCGCAGCAUCUGGCUAUGAUCAAGUUCACGUUUGUGCAUUCUGUAUCGAGUUUCUGAAUAUAACAGCUUCUAGUAGAAACCAGCUCAAACUCCUACCUCUCUCCACCCUUCGCCGCUAUGUCACCGCGUAUGAUAUCCCCGUCAAAGGCCCUAUCGAUAAGAAUGACCUCGUGGAUGCCAUCAUCGCUGUAAAGACACCAAUAGGCACGCUCCCUCCCUCAAAUGAAGCUCAUUACCGUACUCAUGGUGUCCCCAAACACCGUUCCUCGCGCCCUCGCGGACUUUUCAGCACCCGUCCUCCACCCCCGACUCACCAACAAACGUUCACACCACCACCACCCGUCUUCUCCCGUCCUGAUCUUGACCCUGAACCAGCAUCGUAUAGAACCUAUACCUCCAACUCCACAAGACAGCGCCAGACACCCCCUACGCCGCCCCAGCCCCAACCCCCUCCACAGCCACGAUUUAGGACGACCUCGCAGCCACAAACGCCGUCUCGAUCAGCGCCCCGCUCCACUCCACGCCCAUCUCCAGCGUCUACUGCCAGUCCACCUCCGCGCCCAUCAACUGCGCCUCGCUCACCACCUCAGCCAUCCACGCCGCAGCCCCCGCCCCCACUCUCUGCUCUCCUGGCAAUGUCCUCGUCGUCACUCUCGCGAUUGCCCAUUCACACGCUGAAACAGAUACUGUUUGAGGCACGUGUGCGUUUGCCCGCUGAUGUCCUUGAGAAGGAAGAACUCGUGGCGCGUGUCAUUGCCUGGUUGGAAGAGGAGAGAACAGCAGCGGAGGAAAGGGACAUCAUGGAAAGAGAUGAAAGGGAACAAGAAGAGAGAGAGAGGCAAGAAGAAGCAGAGAGAGUGAGGGUUGAGGCGGAAAGGUCAUUCAUGGAGACACAGUCAACCGGGCCAGAAGACGCCCAUAUGCAUGCCUCUGCUGAAAAUGUCGAGAUACAUGACGAGUCGCAACAACAUCCUCCGCCACCGCAUCCUCUGCCACCUUCCACCUCUCCACCACCACCACCUAGGACGACGCUUGCGGAACGUUCGGGUUUAUGCGUGAUAUGCCAGGACCAGGAGGCCAAUAUCGCAAUCGUGGAUUGCGGACAUCUAGCGAUGUGUCGUGCCUGCUCUGAUUUAGUACUCGCAUCAUCUCGCGAGUGUCCGCUCUGUCGCACCCGCAUUGUCACAGAAGCUCGACUUUUACGGAUAUUCAAGACAUAGGCCUACUUUCAAAUUCGCAGAUCAGGAAUUUAACUCUGGUAUCACUGUACAUUUAGGGAGGUUGCAAUUGUGCACCGUGCCCAAUCAUGAUGUGCUAGAUAUGCGGAUCAUGUUAUACUGUUUUUUUGUGCGUGCGUAAGAUAUAGCGACGGGUAUCAAGUAGAAC
This is a messenger RNA of Suillus bovinus, 1671 nucleotides long. RefSeq lists its product as uncharacterized. Lineage: Eukaryota; Fungi; Basidiomycota; Agaricomycetes; Boletales; Suillaceae. Gene Ontology annotation, molecular function: metal ion binding. The record is from RefSeq and is a predicted model, not a curated record. Bases 93 to 1505 code for a protein of 470 amino acids. The transcript has 5 exons.